Mugil cephalus (flathead mullet) is the source of this 615-nucleotide messenger RNA. RefSeq names its product cytochrome c oxidase subunit 6B1-like. Bases 169 to 429 code for a protein of 86 amino acids. Gene Ontology annotation, cellular component: respiratory chain complex IV; mitochondrion. NCBI's taxonomy places the organism in Eukaryota, Metazoa, Chordata, Actinopteri, Mugiliformes, Mugilidae. The transcript is spliced from 4 exons. The record is from RefSeq and is a predicted model, not a curated record.
UAUUCAUUCAUUCUUCAGCAGGUAGUUUCUCAUUUAAAAAGAAAAAAAUACAUGUUAAUAUUAACGCGUGUUUUUCUUUUACUACGUUUAUAUUUAUUGAACAGUGUCCAAAUAAAUCAGCUGGUUUAUUAGGAAACAUCCGGGGGCAGAUCUGCAGACAGCUGAAAGAUGUCUGACCAGGUGGAGGAGAAGAUCAGGAACUACAGGACGGCUCCGUUUGACGCCCGCUUCCCCAACACCAACCAGACCCGCAACUGCUACCAGAACUACCUGGAUUUCCACAGGUGUAACAAAGCUCUGUCGGCCAAAGGUCAGGACACGAGUCCAUGUCAGUGGUACCAGAGGGUUUACAAGAGCCUGUGCCCCCUGAGCUGGGCUCGGAGGUGGGACGACCAGAUGGAGGCUGGAACGUUCGCGGGGAAGAUCUGAAAACACAAAAUCCUUUCUGUUCAUGUCAAACAAUCCAACAUGCACCGAUCAGCCGUAACAUUAUGACCAGCGACAGGAGAAGACCCGUGUCCAUUCUUCAGUAUGAGGAAGGUGGUCAUAACGUUAUGCCUUAUUGCUGCAUUUCUGUACAGAAUCAAUUAAAUAAAUUAUAUAUUUUAGUGUGAA